Closterium sp. NIES-67 is the source of this 1145-nucleotide messenger RNA. NCBI's taxonomy places the organism in Eukaryota, Viridiplantae, Streptophyta, Zygnematophyceae, Desmidiales, Closteriaceae. The record is from the annotation of a GenBank genome assembly.
UCUAGGACGAAUGUGUGGAGUUCACAUCGACCCCAAGAAAAUCGAAGCCGUGCGUACGUGGAAGACACCCGAGAACGUCAAGGAGUUACAACAGUUCCUUGGCUUCGCUAACUACUACAACAGGUUCGUGCCACAAUACGCGAAGAUCACCACGCCACUCACAAAUCUGCUAAAGAAGAACACGACCUAUAGAUGGGAGCCACAACACCAGGAAGCCAUGGAGCAGCUGAAAGAAGCACUCACAUCCGCACCUGUACUCAUCUUGCCAGACCCCGAACGCGACUACGUCAUCGAAGCUGACGCCAGCGACCAGGCAGUGGGAGCAGUCUUGAUGCAAGAUCAGGGGAAUGGCCUGCAACCAAUCGCCUACCUCAGCAAAAAAUUACAUGGAGCGGAACUCAACUACCCGAUACACGACAAGGAGGCCCUUGCUAUCAUCAUCACCUUCAAAAUGUGGAGAUGUUAUCUCGAAGGGCGCAAGACGACAGUCUACACCGACCAUUGCAGCCUAAAAUAUUUGAAGACGCAACCAAGCCUCUCCAUGCGGCAGCUCCGGUGGAUUGACUUCCUCGAGACACACUUCCACUACGACAUCGUGUACAAGCCCGGCCAGAAAAACAAAGCAGACGCGCUUAGCCGGCCCGCACACGUUGCCGCUAUCCAAGUUGAAGGGAUGAAUCCACUCCUCCAGGGACUCCUCACACACGGCACGCACCGAGGAGACAGCACAACUCUUUGUUCGCUACAACAUGGCAUUCCAACCACACUCAUCUCGGACCGAGACCCUAAGUUUACCAGUAUAUUCUCGAAAGAACUGAUGUCUCUACUCGGGUUCAAACUCGCCAUGUCAUCCGCCUACCAUCCGCAAACAGAUGGACAGACCGAGCGCCUCAACCAAAUUGUGGAGCAACUCCUCCGCGCAGCCUGCAAGGACGACAUCUCCAAAUGGGACUUGCAUCUGCCCGUCCUGGAGUUUGCCUACAACAAUGCUACUCAUGCCGCAACUGGACAGACGCCAUCCUUCCUCUGUUACGGACGCCACCCACUCACACCUCAACAGCCAACCAUCCCAGCCACAAUCCAACCCGCUCAUGAUUUCGUCACGACCAUGCACAAACUUUAGGAUCGGACCCACAAGCACCUUC